UAAUUUUUACUUAUACAACUCAUUGUUGCAGGAGUAGCAGAAGUGGACGUGGAGUGUGCGCUGUUCGCAGCACAAUAGGCUAGCAUGUCUAGCGGUGCAGAUACCGUUAGCACGGCGGGAAGGGUACGUUCGUCACGGAACACUUCGGCCGAGAAUCAAGCCAUCCAAUCCGUCAUUACCAAGGGCGAGAAGCAAUUGGCAGAACGGAGAUCAGAGAGAGCAGAGGCAAGGAGACUGAGAUUACGCAAUCUCGAGGAAGAACGACGGGCGGAAGAUAAAGAUGAAGAGUUGAACAGCGGAACGGUGACUCCCUCACGGCGUGCCAUCAGGAAGCAGGAAUCCACAGACCCGAUGUUUUCACCGGACCUUGCUGAUCUAUACACAAAAGACAAGGUCAUAGCCAUUGAGAAGAAAUGGCGGAGUACCAUGGAAACGAACGACGAACUCCUGGAGCAAAAGAUCAAGCUGGUCCAGGAAGUAGACAAGAUGAAGGACAGGAUUGAAGAUGCGAUUGAUGUCCACGCUGAGCUGCUAUGUGAUCGUGAGCACUACAUUGAGGCAGUAAAAGAGAGCCAAGACAGCGCUACUCAUCAACAUGAAGAACUGGAACUACUCUGUGCUCAGCUUGUAGCUCGACAGCAGUACAUGCAGGAGCUUGACAUGGAGUGGCCACCGCAGCACUUACUCAACGGCGAUGAAGGUCACAGCACAGAGGAAGGUGAAAGUACUUGCAAUCAUACCAGCGAAGAGGACACCGAGGUUACCACGGAGGAAGACGAGUACGAGGAACGGCUACUGAGGCGACCCAGUCAGCACGAUAUCAAGGAAAGACAAAAGCAAAUUCUGCUCACACAGAUUGGUCGCUUGAAGCAAGAAGUUCAGACACUUCAGCAGGAGCUCAAGGAAAGGAAAUCCGACACAUCGACGGCUGAUUCAAGCAAUGCUGUUUUAUUGCGAGACACGACGCGGCUGCUCAAUGAUUACAAAGCGAGAGUUGAAUCAACCGAGACUGAUCAAGAGCGCUUGACUAGCCAGGUGGACAUGCUGGAAGCCCAAGUCAAGCGCUUAAAGGGCCUGCAAGAGGAGUCUGAGGCAAUGGAGGACGAACUGAAGCUGGAACGGCGCAAGUUACAACGUGAGAUGCGACAAGCUAAAAACCAAGCCGAAGAACUGGAGGUGGAAAACGAGCGAUUGCAGAAACGAAUCGAGCAGCUAAAACGACGACACCAGCGAGAUUAGUUUUCGCUGACAAACGGCGCGUUACCAAAUGAACAGCUAGCUGAGUGACAACUCUGGUGUGUGUUGUGUGUGCAGGUGUGUGCGUGCAUGUGCACUCGCAGGCGUGUGCGUGUAUGUGCACUCGCAAGCACUUUCGAAUGUGUGUGUGCGUGCGUGUGUGUGUGUGUGUGUGUGUGUGUGUGUGUGUGUGAGAGAGAGAGAGAGAGAGAGAGAGAGAGAGAGAGAGAGAGAGAGAGAGAGAGAGAGAGAGAGAGAGAGAGAGAGAGAGAGAGAGAGAGAGAGAGAGAGAGAGAGAGAGAGAGAGAGAGAGAGAGAGAGAGAGAGAGAGAGAGAGAGAGAGAGAGAGAGAGAGGAGAGGGGAGAGAGAGGAGAGGGGAGAGAGAUAAUGAAACCGACAGAUAGAGCUAUAUUGAUAGUACAUCCACAUGUAGUAGCUGUAAGCUCGCUGGCAGCAUGCUCGCAACUUGCAGCGCAGCUCAAGAAAUGCAGUGCACACCACUGCACCGACUCAUCUAGCCGCACUCUUAGCCCAUGUAUAAGCCUUGAUUCCCGGAUCUGUGUGCAUGCAGCACUGAGAGCUAUUCGAGCAUGCCAGAACACAGCAUGUUGAUGAAUAUGAGCAGCUUGCUUUGCCUUGCCAAUGUCACGCACCAGUCCCACACAUGUGGGUUUUGCCAGAACCGUGCGUGUGCCUGUGCGAGUGCAUGGCACUGGAUGUUCAUGUUGCUCCGUCCUGUUUUUAUGACAAAGACUUUUUUUCUUUUCUAAGCACCGUGAACUCUUUUGCUGCCACCUGCACCCUCCUAUCUAGUCUCAGCUCUCGCCUAUACUCAUUUCACUGUACAUUGACAAUGAACAGAUAGGUUAGUAGGUACAUUUCUACUUUGUUUGGUCUUUUCACUUCGUAUUCCCAGCCAAUGGACCAUGGGCAAGCAAGUGCUCAGGCUAGGCUAGCACGUUUUGCAUCCUUGUUUUGGCGACGCGUGCGUGUGUUCGUGCGUGUGUAUGUGUGUGCGUGCGUGUACAUGCACACAGUUGCCUUCCUUCUGGCCUAUACCAUAUUUGCAACACACUUUUUAACUCGCCUGCAUUACUGCCCCCUCGAGGUCCUCCGAUCUCAUGGGCUUUUUUUAAAUUUUUUAAUGGAUUCUCCCUGCUGAUGGCUCAUGAGGGACCAUCUGUUGAGGAUGGACAAUGUUCAUAGAACAGAUAUCAUCAAGAGUGGUUCCACAAUA
This is a messenger RNA of Sycon ciliatum, 2474 nucleotides long. RefSeq names its product leucine-rich repeat flightless-interacting protein 2-like. Gene Ontology annotation, biological process: regulation of DNA-templated transcription. NCBI's taxonomy places the organism in Eukaryota, Metazoa, Porifera, Calcarea, Leucosolenida, Sycettidae. The record is from RefSeq and is a predicted model, not a curated record. Bases 85 to 1239 code for a protein of 384 amino acids. The transcript has 12 exons.